Molecule: messenger RNA, 729 nt
Organism: Aspergillus oryzae RIB40
Lineage: Eukaryota; Fungi; Ascomycota; Eurotiomycetes; Eurotiales; Aspergillaceae
Exons: 1
Coding region: 1-729 (242 amino acids)
Source: RefSeq, a predicted model, not a curated record
AUGGCUUCGGACACAACGCUCCCAUUCCUCCAAUUCCCCCCGGAAGUCCGCCUAUCCAUCUACCAGUACCUCAUCCCGGACCUCCCGAUCCGCAAUUUCUCGCUGCUCCGCGAUCGCUCGAAGACGAUUCACCUGCGACAUGAUGGCUCGCGCUGCUGUCCCGCGAUCCUGCGCGCAAACCACCAGAUCUACGCCGAGGUGAUUCAGGAAUGGUACGGGUCGACGUCUUACGAGAUCGUGCUGGAUACGAAAUACAUUUUGUUCUGUGGGAAGGUUAUUCCGCCGUAUGUGCCGUUGCCGUCGACGAUUCAGUGGGUGCAGUCCGUGCGACUGUGUUUGUCGAUUCAGGGUACGCCAAGGCAUAUUCAUAGUCAGUCGACGUUGGAGCAUCUACUGGGGUUCCAGGAUCGGUUGACAACGCUGGCGGUUGCGUUGUCCGAUAAGGGGUAUCGGAAGCUGAGUCGGCUGCAGAUUGAUAUCGGGGUGAAUAUUCCGCUCUUGUUGAGUCUGAGUAAGACGCCGAGUGAAUUGGUGGAGUUGUUGAAUUGGAACCUGCUUCCGCUGAGGGAGAAUGUUCGGGAUGUGCCUGAUGUGCGGUGGGAGUUGCAGGAGCAGAGUUAUGGGAUUCAGAGUGAGGAGUUUCAGCGGUCUUAUGCGGGCAUGAAGUCUAUUAUGUGUGCUUUUUUGCAGGAUAUGCGGUUGGAUAUGUUGGAGAGGCCGGAUGGGUGA